Messenger RNA from Ilex paraguariensis (yerba mate), 756 nucleotides. Lineage: Eukaryota; Viridiplantae; Streptophyta; Magnoliopsida; Aquifoliales; Aquifoliaceae. The record is from the annotation of a GenBank genome assembly.
AUGUCCAUCUUGCCCUCGCAGAAUCUAGCUUCAACGUCGUCUUCUUCGUCUCAGGUCGCCUCUCAACACCAUAGUUCAGAUCAUGGAUUCGUCUUCCUCCAAUCCCAACCAGAACUCUCUUUUCCCACCAAACUCAGACCUUUGGAUCUCUUCGAAUCUCCGUCUCCGUCACGACGUCCGACAAUAUCUCAGGAACAAUGGCUCAGGCUACAGAUGAUUCUGUUGGAUCUUCCAAAGAGGUAUUAUUUGCUGACCUCUUCUAUGUCAAUGAAUGCAGUGAAUGAAUCAGGGAGACAAAAUGGCAAGGAAAGUUUGACUCACCCAAACGGUGGUACAAAUUCUCUCUGUGAGGAUGUUGGUCAUGCUGGGGCUGCAUCUGCUCAACACAGAAGGAAAUCGGGCAGGACCAUUGCUCUUCCACGUGGUCAACUGACUGCUGGGUCUACCAGUUAUAAAGGGAGCACUGCACCUCCAAGGGCACCUCCUCCAAGAAGACAGCUGAAGAGAAAGCCUUACAACAAAGAUUUGUUCCUUCAAGCAAAUUACAAAUUUGUUGUUUUAGAUUCAGGAGACUAUGCUCCUGAGUUGAUGGAUCCGGAUAAAAUGUUACAGUGGGAGGAUAUCAUAUGUGUGAAGUAUUCCACUCCAUUUGCUGUACAAUGUCCAAUAUGUCUAGAAUCUCCGCUGUGUCCCCAGAUUACAUCUUGUGGUCAUAUUUUGUUUCCCAUGCAUUCUGCGGUACUUUCUGAUGGAUAA